Hyalella azteca is the source of this 1485-nucleotide messenger RNA. RefSeq lists its product as uncharacterized. The transcript is spliced from 5 exons. The record is from RefSeq and is a predicted model, not a curated record. The coding region runs from base 158 to 667 and encodes 169 amino acids. Lineage: Eukaryota; Metazoa; Arthropoda; Malacostraca; Amphipoda; Hyalellidae.
GAAACUGUAGUUCUUGGCAGAGUGUAGGGCCCGCAGAGCUGCGCUAUUCCUUCUCAGUGUGGUACUGGGCAUCACCCCGAUCGUUGGUUGCACGGUCGACAGUUCGUCCAAGAACUCACUCUGUAGAAGGCGACUCCACAGAACCCUCAUCAUCAUCAUGAGCUGGCCAUCAUUCUACGGUUACAAAUACACCCCUAUUGGCCUCCGCCAGAGGGAUAUCAUUGAGGAGUCCGGAAAGCGGACCGUGUCCACCACAGUCCAUCUGCCAGAGGGUGGACAUUUGCUCGAUAUUGAGCGUAAAUACUCGCCUGAUGGCUCAAUUGCCAAGAAGGAGACCUCAUGUUUCGUGCCCUCUGCGAUCUCGGCUCCCUCCCCUCGCCCCGCCCCCUCAGGCAUAGGCCCCGUCGCCCCCUCCUCCCCCUUCUACGAGGACUUCGAGCCCCGUGGGCUGGGGGACCUCGAGCGCCAGGCUGACGACAUCAUCGCUAAUUUCCGCGCCAGGAACCAGACAGGACUCGAUAUGCCAGUCUUAAGACCAUCUCCGGCGUUUGCAAUGCUAAACCGUCGCCAGGGAUUGAGGGACAUCGUACGAGAAGACGAUGAAGAAAUGAAUAGAAAUCGGGAAAUGAGACAGCGAGCCAAACGAGUGAUGGGCGAAGAUUUCUGAAAAAAAAACAAGCAGUACAGGACCCGGCAUCUUAAUAUGCUCACAAGAUCAUCGUAACAUGACUUCGGCGGUUACCCAGCGACUGUGGAGCGCAAGAACCAACGAAUAAAUACAACAACAAAGAACUUGAUUGCAAGGAUUAACAACUUAAUGACAAAUAAACUGCUACACUUACAAACACCUUUAGCAGGUAUUGGUGACGCGAUCCAAUAAUUUGUUUUCAUUAUCUCCGUCAUUCCACACCUGCUGACGGUUCAUGACGGAUAAUGAUGCAUUGGUAUAUACAGUAUAAUAUUGACGCAUUGGUACUAGUGGUAUGAUGCUGAUGCAUAUUACUACUGGUGUGAUGUUGAUGUAUUGGUACUAGUGGUAUGAUGUUGAGGUACUUCUACUAUUCGAAGGAUGAUUUAUUGGCACUAUAUUCGGCUUAUUAUAUUUUGGCAUUCACGCCGCUUUAUUAGGACUUCCGCCAUCCCAGAGCCCAGGAACAUCUCGUAUUUCUUUCCACGGCUAAAUAUCAUAGAUUAAUCCUAUACUGUACUUGCUCAUUUACUUGCCGGAUGAAGUAAGACAAGAAUACUUUAAUUCAUUCGCUGCAAAUUUUAUGGCAACUAUUAACGUUUUAUAUUUGGUGUUCAACGAAUGGUGUUUUGUGUGAAUCGUGGGGAACACUCUGUAUUUUCCGAGAGCUUUAUAUGUGGUAAAUAUGUGUUAGCAUGUGUUGUGUUGGAAUAUUUGUUCUAUGUUCACAUUAUAUUUGUCAUCAUUUCAUUUUUGGCCAGGGACUCACUUGAUUGGGCCAAUAAACUGAUUUUAAA